This is a messenger RNA of Marchantia polymorpha subsp. ruderalis, 3020 nucleotides long. The record is from the annotation of a GenBank genome assembly. NCBI's taxonomy places the organism in Eukaryota, Viridiplantae, Streptophyta, Marchantiopsida, Marchantiales, Marchantiaceae.
UCGGGUGUGCUUGCGCUUACGGGCUGCGGUUGUAAGCCCCAGCCCGUCUCCUGUGCUCGGCUCGCCACAUGUAGAAGAGAACUUUGUUGUGGCCUCCGAGCUCUCGGCCUCGGGCCCCUCCUUCAAAGCCUGCAGGCAGAUUGGACGCUUUUCAAGAUUCAUCCAAAGAUGGAUUGAAUUGUCUCAGGUUCGUACAAAGUCUACCACGUUUCAUAAUUUUUUCCAUCUCGAGGACUUUUUGGAAAAGAGUCCUUCUGAGUCUGUUCACUCAUAGAUUGUACACACUGCGAGGUAGAUUUUUUCGUAUUUAUGGGAAGAGUCCUCGUGAGCCUGUUCUCUCCGAGAUUGUACAGACCGUGAGACAGAUUUUUUCUUAUUUGAGCCGUGUCUCCCACGAGGAUUGUGUGAUGGGUUUGGGCGAAUCAGGUCGUAGGAUGAAUUUUUUCUUCUCUUAACGCUGUUAUGGUGAACCGAGCAGUGAAGGGAGAAUCGUCAGUGAGGGAAUUUUGGUCGGUGCACUGGUUUUGAAUUGGAGGAUUCAUCAGGUGCAGGGUUUUGCGGCUUGGUAGCCUGGUGCAGGUGGAGCGAGCAAGGGAGGCUUGGUGUCGGUGUCGGUCGACAUCCUGAGUGCCGGCUGAUCCAUGGUCGAUCAAUAGUGGGUAUCAGUGUUCGAGAUGGCGUCUCAGUUGCUUUGCAGCUGCUCUGCAGCUCAAACGCUGCGUGCCAAGCCAUGGACUUGUCUCCAGAGUUCUUCACAAUUUUCACAGUCUCUUGUGUUCGGGUUGCGCUCUGGACCUUUGAGGCUGCCUCGGUUCCGUAGGCCUGGGGAGUGUUCUGCCAUCAUGCCCGGCAGCGGCAGCAAUAGUGGCAGUAGUUCCGAUUCGGCCAACUCUGCGUACACAAGCGCAAGAGGGGACGAAGCUGGACCACUGAGUGAUAGCAGCUUUUGCAUCAUCGAGGGCCGUGACACGGUCUUGGACUUUGCUCCUAUGCAACUUCAAGAGAUCCGAGAACAUAUCAACAUGAGACGAAAUAAGAUCUUUUUGUUAAUGGAAGAGGUGAGGAGGCUAAGGAUUCAGCAAAAGAUAAAGAGUGCAGAGCAAGGGACUGCUCUGGAAGAGGAGGAAGAGGAUGAUGUUCCUGAAUUUCCAUCUUCCAUUCCUUUUUUGCCACCUCUGACAUCGGCAACUCUUAAGCAGUACUAUGCCACCUGCUUUGCAUUAAUUUCCAGCAUCAUGCUCUUUGCUGGUUUGCUUUCACCAAUUCUGGAGCUGAAGCUGGGUAUCGGUGGCACUUCUUACGAAGAUUUUAUUCGUGGCAUGCAUUUACCUCUGCAGCUCAGCGAGGUCGAUCCUAUUGUAGCUUCUUUCUCGGGUGGCGCUGUCGGCGUCAUCACGUCUCUGAUGGUUGUGGAAAUCAACAAUGUGAAGCAACAAGAACAGAAACGUUGCAGAUACUGCCACGGAACAGGAUACCUGGCCUGUGCCCGAUGCUCAGGCUCUGGGGCGCUCAUAGUCAAAGAGUCCUUAGUGUCGGCUGGUGGCCAUGCCGAUAGCGGAUUGAGGAUGCCAACCUCUCAGAGGUGCUCAACAUGUGCAGGCGCUGCCAAGGUGAUGUGCCCCACGUGCCUUUGCACGGGUAUGGAAUUGGCCAGUGAGCACGAUCCUCGAAUCGAUCCAUUCGAUUAAUUUGUCGAAACACCGAUAGAUGGUGGUGUAUCAUGUUCUAUUAUGAUAAUGAGCCCUGUCGUGGUGAAGAUUUCAUAAUUGUAACACUAUAUUAGGCCUCAGCUCCGAUUUUCCUUCUGAGGUUGCCGAUAUGGCCAUUGUAGAUGAUCUCAAGUGACUGAGCUUCUCAAGCUGAAAGCUUACUAACGAGCUUCUCUGUACCAAUACUUCAUCCCAACAACAAGGGCUCUAGUACCAAUGAUUACAGCCGGCUGCUUCUUAAUACCUUCGCCCACAUGGAUAUAUUUUGGUUGCAUCCGUCAAGUGUCGGGGAAUUCUCCUCUCAAGAAUUUGCACCUAUUCGAGUCUGUGCAUACAAAAUAAGUUUGUUCAUCCAGCUCUGUGUCCGAAAGUAACCUGAAACUUUAAAACUUCUGGAUGCACGUCCGGGAGAGUUGUCAGACGAAACAAUUGUAUGAAAAGAGGCGAAACGUCGAAGCAGCCAUGUGAGCUGGAUUAAUUCAAGUUCCAAGUGUAAUCGUUAUUGUUCAUAUCUCAGUCAUUAUAUAUGAUUAGCUCAGGUUGGCCAUACCCACUCAUCACAGAGAUCGCCGAGAAAGACGCCUGCCGAUCACUGCAUCUGUCUUACGAAAGUGAAGAGAGUAAUUUGAGCUGGGUAAGUUUAAAGGUCAACUUAGUAUCGACAUAUCGUGACGGUAGCCGAUAUGAACUGUAAUAAUGGUUUUUUGAGCCGGUCUGAGCUCUAACCAUGCCUUGGCAUCUACGAAUGUGGCUGACUGGCAAAUCUGUACCCCCGUGGAGUCGUCAAAGCUCACGUAGAUCUCGCUGCGUCGUAAGUGACAUGGAAUGUACCAUUUACGAAACAGCAUUUCACUCAAUGGUCUUAGUGGGAACAAGUAAGGCACUGGCCCACUCAACUCACUGUGAUGGUUGGAUUAAUAUACAUCCACUCGAGUGCACCACCUGAUGAAAUCCGAUCCGUCCCCGUCGAAGGAAUUCAAAGCUGCAGGCGUAUGUACUUUAUGCCAAACCAAACACGGAAGACAUAAAUAACUUACGCUUUUCAUCGCCAGCAGUGCCGAACGAUUGUCCCGUCCUUCAACGACUGAGCGACAGAGUAUAACCGAGAGGAAAUCAUGGCCAUCUGGUAGUGAAUCAAACCAUGCACAAAUGAUGAAUCGUCGGAUUCUAGAAGGAGUUUGUUCUCGAUCUCGUGAUCGCAAACCUCAGGCAGUGACACGAGAGCAGCGGCAGCAGAAGAAAUGGUAGUGGUGAUGGUAGCAGUGGUACCAGGACAGUCGCCUUCAGUCUCGUCGUUGUCGAUGUUGGUGU